AUGUCGAUGAAAUCGAAGUGUUACUUUCAGGAGCAUGCACUGGCGGAUGAUGUUUCUGGGCCCCUUGGAGAGCUCGCCUAUGAUGAGAAUCUGAAUGAGGUAGCAGACAUUGGAUCGGAUGUCGAUGAAAUCGAAGGUAUGGAUGCAACUACGGCAUCCACUAUGGUUUCGACUUUACAAGACGAUAAAAUAAUGCCUUCACGUCGGAAAUGUAGCACGAAACCAUCUGCAAGAACCGCAUCUAUAAAGCGCGGUAAAGUGCAAAUGAGUAAGAGAAAGGGACGAACCGAGACAAGAAGCACCACACAAGCAAGCGACAUCAUCAUCGACCAAACAAAACACCCAGAGGAUCUUCGCCGAAGUGAACGCUUUCAAACAACUGGACGUUAA
This is a messenger RNA of Ostertagia ostertagi, 390 nucleotides long. NCBI's taxonomy places the organism in Eukaryota, Metazoa, Nematoda, Chromadorea, Rhabditida, Trichostrongylidae. The record is from the annotation of a GenBank genome assembly.